UUUCCAGUCAUUCUUACUCAUUCUCUCAACUACUAAUCCAGUCUGUAGUGGCCACAACGCUCUCCCAGUGAAUAACAAGUUUAGCAUAACGCUCUCUCAGUGAGUAAAAGGUCCAGCAUAACGCUUUCCCAGUGAAUACCAAGUUCAGCAUAUCGCUCUCCUUCUCUCAGCGACCUACGUAUUCCAGUCAGUCCACUCAGCGAACGUUUGAAAAAGAUUUCACGGAACGGACAAUUCACUCAACAUGUCCAGUCAAGUUGUGUUCGACGCGUUCGUUCGGGAGGUGCAGCGAAGAGAUUUCACACUGGAAAGUCUGCAGGCUGCUGUGCCUCCUGAGCAGUCGCAAUUGUCCUCCACAUCACGUAAAGUGACAUGGGAAUCAUGGCCAUACACAUGCUGCUACUCAAUGGGAACAAUGCUCAUUCUUGUGAUCUGCUACAAGGGUCAGCAUCUUAGUGAUGACAUCCUCUCCACUAUUGUACACUACAUAUUAAGUGUACAUAGUGUAGAGGUGGAUGAGCAAGACGAAACUGAUAACAACUGGACACUACUGCACCACUGUGCAUUCCUUGGAAAUGAUCGACUAGCAAAUAUUCUCAUCGGACGAGGGGCUGAUGUCAAUGUGCAGACCAGCAGCGUGGGAUGGACUCCACUUCACUGGGCAGUCCACUGGAACAAGAUCAAUGUUGUCAAGGUGAUGCUGUCACAUGACAGUGACGGUAUCACCUCCUUGGAUACCACACUGCGUGACGAUGAUGGGAAAACAGCGUUGGACGUAGCCAAGCAAAAGAAGCAUGUGGGAUGUGUGCAGUUGCUGCUGGAGCACGAGAGUGCGAAGAACGAAAUGAAGAAAGAGGAACUUCGAACUGCUGCUGUCGCUGAGGACAUCAUUGGUGGUAAGGACGAGGCCAGCGUGGUACGCGUGCGUAUGUACCUUGUCGGCAAGUACGCCACGGGAAAGUCCAGCUUUGUCCGGGCACUGCUCGGUGAAGAGUUCAUUGAAAACGCGGACAGCACCGACUCCAUUUCCAUCCAUCGAUCCAGACUCAGAAUGCAUCUCUCCUCUCAGACCGCCACAGGCACGCAAGAGGCAGCACAAGUUCUUGUGGAUGACAGUCAACAUAGUUUCUUUGUCAAUCUACUCACAGCUCGCAUCCGAUCAUCUGUAGAUCUGGUCCAGAAAAUCAAGAAACGUCCGCAAGAAUCAAUCUUGUCCAAAGCCAAGACACUGUUCACUUCACGACUCACUUCGUCAUCGACUGCCUCCGCUACCGGCACCAGAGCAUCUGCUGCAUCCGCUGUCAACAAUGAGUUUGCCAAUGUUCCCCAUGCUAAUGACCUGACCAAAGUGGCACCAGAUGUUAUCUCUCAAGUUCGCUCAUCUGUCAGCAAUGUCGAUAACAGUUCAAAUGAAGCGGAAGCAGCAUAUGCGUUUGUUGAGCUGUGGGACAUGGGUGGACAGAUGCCAAUGUUGGUACAACAAAGCAUCUCGUUUUCAAUUUGUGACAGCGUGUACAUUGUGACUCUUGACAUGAGGUGUGACCUGGAUGAGGAGGUAACGGAAGACGUCUACCGCUUCGAUGGUCAGGAGAUUGUAACUUCUACACCGUUGCCAGGAAUGACGCAGGCUGACUACCUUCACAUGUGUCUGUCACUGAUUGCUUUGCAGCAUAGAGCAGACACACACCCUGACCAGCAUCACCACCAGCAGCAGCAACAGCAGCAACAGCAGCAGCCGCAACAGCCGCAGCAGCAACAGCAGCAGCACCAACAUCAGCAGCAUCAGCAUCAGUCAGACACAGAGCCGGGUAAGACCAGUAGCAGCAAUAGCAGCCACCAUCAUGAUGAGAGUAGCACAGCCAUCAUGGUUGUUGUUACACAUGUGGAUCUUGUCGAUGACGACCAAAUAGAGAAGAAGAAGAACAUGUUCUUCAAUGCCGUAUCCAAGCUGGCUGAAAGGGCCGGACCCAACGUCAAGGUCUGUGGACCCUUCUUUGUUGACAAUCACCGUCUUCAAGAUCGCGUAUCUCGCCACAGCCAGCUUGCUGAAGCACAGCAAGAGCUCUCUAGAAUUGUGUCUGCCUUUCCUGUCCAAGGAAUUCCCUUGAUGCAGGUGAAGAUAGAAGAAGCUAUUUCUCUUCACCAAAAGGAAAUGCUUCGCUAUGCAAAGGCUGGGUGCAGUGAUGAUGCAAUGCAAGCUACCAGUAGUGAUCAGCAGCAGCAGCAGCAUCGGCAGCAGCAGAGUUUUGUUAGUAUGGACUACCCACAGUUUGUAGACUUUUGUCGGCAUGUUAGCGGCAAAGAUCUCACCACUGCACAAGUGUCUGAUCUACUGCACCACCUUCAGCAACAUGGCACAGUGUUUUGCUGUGACUGCCCGCAUCCACUCACUUCAAGUGUCAUUUUCCUGGAACCCCAGCAGCUAUUGCUCUACUUUGUACGCUUGAUGACCUUCCCUCUGAAGGAGACAGCUUUUCUAAGCACCUCAGCAACAUUAGUCAGAGAUGUGCAACACUUUCGAUGUACGGGAAUUGCCAGCGCUAGGUUGAUAGAGAAUGUUUGGUAUCCUCUCAGCCGUGUUGUCCAGCUAGCUCUCUGCAAAUCCAUGUGUUACUUCAACCUAGCAGCAGAACUUCAGCCCGCCAGCAAUGCAGCCACCAGCAGUACAGCCACCAGCAGUACAGCCACCAGCAGUGCAGCCACCAGCAGUACAGCCUCCAGCAGUGCAGCCAUCAGCAGUGUAGCCACCAGCAGUACAGCCACCAGCAGGACAGCCACCAGCAGUAGAGUCAAGAGCAGGACAGCCACCAGCAGUACAGCCACCAGCAGUACAGCCACCAGCACUGGAGGGUGUGGCAGUAGAGUCGGCGGUAGCAGCAACAGCAGCAGCAGACAAGACAGAUGUCCGGUUGUCACGCCAGGCCUACCCGACCUCUUCAUCCCGUUCUGUUGCAACCAGGAAGCAUUACGGUUGGUUUUGGAGGAUGAUGUUCCCUUUAAGCUACCGUUUAACCACCUCAGUUUCCCUGGGAUGCUGUUUCCUCCACCACUGUUCGGUCGCUUAGUCACCUACAUAAUUCAUCGUAUGAAGAAAGAGUCAGCCAGUCUUCAGUUCACAUCCAGUGCGGCAUCACUGAAUUUGGAGGUUGGUUGUAGUCAAGUAUGCCUCUGCUGGACACCGACAGGUGUUCGCUUAGAAUGCGCUGCUGAUACACCAUCCAUACUUGCUGAUGUGGCUUGGGAUAUGAAGAGUGCAAUUGUUGACUUCACACAAGUUCUCAGCCGCCAAGGGUACCAGCAGUUCACAGUUGUUGGUGAAUCAUUUGUCUGCACUUCCGCAUCAUGCCAGGAUCGCCUGAAGGAAUGCAGCAGUCCUGCAGAGGUGCUGGUACACUCGUCAUGGGUGUUGCUGACCAGCUUGCACAAGAAGCAUUUCUUGACGGCAUACGAGUCGGAUGGGAACACCGCCCUGACCUUCAAGGCUACGUGUGCUACCUGCAAGGAGAAGGUCAUUAUCCCGAGGUCCUUCUGGCCCUGGCUGCGUAAGGAUGUGCCAUUUGUCAGAGCUGAGCAGCCACUAGCAGCAGCAGCAGCAGUGCCACCAGCAGCAGUGCCACUAGCAGCAGCAGUGCCACCACCAGCACCAAUGCCACCACCAGCACCAAUGCCACCACCAGCAGCAGUGCCACUAGCAGCAGCAGUGCCACCAGAAUCAGUGCCACCAACAGCAGCAGCAGUGCCAUCAGCAGCAGCAGCAGUACCACGAGCAGCAGCAGUUCCACCACCAGGAGCAGCGCCUCCAGCACCAGUGCCACCAGCAGCAGCAGCAGUGGCACCAGCAGCAGCAGUGGCACCAGCAGCAGCAGUUCCACCACCAGCAGCAGUGCCACUAGCACCAGUGCCACCAGCAGCAGCAGCAGCAGUGCCACAAGCAGCAGCAGUUCCACCACUAGCAGCAGCAGCAGUGCCACCAGCAGCAGCACCACUAGCAGCAGCAGUGCUACCAGCAGCAUUGCCACUAGCAGCAGUGCCACUAGCAGCAGCAGUGCCACCACCAGCAGCAGCAGUGCCACCACCAGCAGCAGUCCCACCAACAGCAGCAGUGCCACCACCAGCAGCAGCAGCAGUUCCACCACCACCAGCAGUUCCACCACCAGCAGCAGUGCCACCAGCAGCAGCAGUGCCCCCAGCAGCAGCAGUGCCACCAGCAGCAGCACUGCCACCAGCAGCAGCAGCAGUGCCACCAGCAGCAGCAGCAGUGCCACCAGCAGCAGCAGUUCCACCAGCAGCAGCAACAGUGCCACCAGCAACAGUCCCACCAGCAGCAGCAGUGCCACCAGCAGGACAAUCAGCAGCAGCAGCUGCAUUACCUCUGCCAUCACCAUCAUCAUCAUCAUCACCAGCAGCAGCGGCAGCAGCGGCAGCAGCGGCAGCAGCGGCAGCAGCAGCGGCAGCAGCAGCAUUAGUACCCGCAGAGGCAGUUUCAUGCCAACGGUCAACAUCACCGGAGAAGCUUGUAGCAGAAGAUGGUUUAGCAAAGGUACUCCAACCAGAGCUGAACACUAACCAACCAUAUGAGGACGAAAAUUCGUACGGCGACCCGUUCAAACAAAGUUCCUUUCUAACCCAUAUCUCACCUUGGCUGGGCACAUUACCAGCAGGAACAUUUCGUAAAAUGGCGCAAGGGGCCGGGUUCUUUGCCGAUCUGGAGCAGAUAGACGACUUGAAGAGGAUUGAGAGACGAGAUGGACCACGCGCUCACAACGAAGAGUUGGUUAACAUUGUAAGCAGCGAGGAACAGGCUGGCUACAUCAAGCUGGUGAAGAUCAUCAAACGCUGGGGUAAAUAUCCCGACAAGGUCGACAAGAUGAACCAGCUUCUGCCACGACGGGCCCGUGUGUAAACGAUUGAGGUUUCAAGCACUUCACGCAGCAAGUGCUGGUACUGUUCUCUCUCUCUCUCUCUCUCUCUCUCUCUCUCUCUCUCUCUCUCUCUCUAUCUAUCUAUCUAUCUAUCUCUAUCUCUCUCUCUCUCUCUCUCUCUCUCUCUCUCUCUCUCUCUCUCUCUCUCUCUCUCUCCGUGGUGUGUUCUCUAUAUUACUGACUGGCUAUGCUAUUCAUCAAAUCCAUUCUUCCUUAGUCAUUUUUACCAAAUUGUAGCAGCAUUAUGUUAUGCUUGAUCGCUACCCCACUAAAUAUUUCCUUCCUCUAUAUAAAUGUACUCCCCCCUCCCCACCCCUUGUCCCUACUCCUCCCAAGUUUUUGGUGCACUGAAGUGUCGCUUAAGCCGAGACCUCAGGUCGGCAGAGAUGCUCCAGUUUCACCACCACAGUUGCGUCUGCAACCACCUCUAUCAUGCAGUAUUCUGUUCUCGAGGUUCGUGGUUUCCCGUAAAAAAAUGAAAUAUUCUAGUAGGUUAGGCAGUAAAGACAGCUAAUUGUAGAGGACCACACCAGGGUACUUUGCCCGUUGCAGAAUUACUACUUAUAGUCAUGCAGAUACUUGAAACUUUUCUUUUUAAUUUUAUGAAUGCAUAUAUUGGAAUAUUUUCAUUAUGCCGAGGUAUACCGUUAGACUAUUUUAGUGAUAUAAAAUAUUUUUGAUCAAGUUCCUUCUUUUCGAAAUUCCAGUCACUUAUACAAUGUCAUGUACAUACACAAUUAUUACAAAACGGAAUUUUAAGUUUGCGCUAUCAGAAUUUCAUUUUCACUUCAAUACUGUAAGAGUGCCAUGAUUUCAGUACCAUUGGUGGUGGGUCACAUGUUGUACAAACUCUAAAACAAACAUUUUCUUCUCAUCAGAACUUGGAUCU
Molecule: messenger RNA, 5811 nt
Organism: Sycon ciliatum
Lineage: Eukaryota; Metazoa; Porifera; Calcarea; Leucosolenida; Sycettidae
Exons: 12
Coding region: 245-4903 (1552 amino acids)
Biological process (GO): positive regulation of transcription by RNA polymerase II
Cellular component (GO): nucleus
Molecular function (GO): protein binding; transcription cis-regulatory region binding
Source: RefSeq, a predicted model, not a curated record